AUGUUGACAAAGCAGAUUUCUCUCACGAAUGGAAUGGUUAUGAUCAUCAGUCAAUGCUUCGGGGCAUUCAUAGGAGCCGCGAUUGUAUUUUGGAUUUAUAUGGACAUUGAUAUCAACGAGGAGAAUGCUUCAAUUUUUGCGACUUACCCGAGAGCAGGAGUCUCAAUUAGCCAGGCGAUGGUCAGUUCAAUAGCUGGGACUUGUUUCAUGGUUCUGUCAAUCAACGCUGUCUCCCAAUCCAAACCUCAUCACAAACCUGACCUUUCAAUGCUCCCCCUCUACACAGGCAUUGCUGUGAUGACAUACGGAAUAUGCUUUUCCCUCAACACUGGUUAUGCAAUUAAUCCUGCGAGGGAUAUUGGACCAAGGGUUUUGAUUUUUCUUCUUGGUUUUCCAGAAAGCUUUGCUAGAGGGAAUGAGUUGAUAUCUUGUCGCAAAUGCAAUGCUCUUUGGGGAGUUAUCUUCUUUAUCCUCGUACUGAUACAGGCAUCGAUGUCGAGCUUUGGUUUGAACAAUAGGCUAUGUGGAGCAAUCAAGACAGAAUUAUCGAAUGGGAAAUGCGAUCAAAAGUUAAAAUUUUAUCAUGGGCCUCCUGAUGUCUGCGACAGUGAGGACUCAUGUAAGAAAACCACCCCGAAGAUCGAGAGCUUUUAUAGCACCCUUGGAGCACUUGAGGCCUGCAGUUGGAUUUUGUUCACAAUCAUGUUUCUUUACAAUUUCGCGAACAUCAUUGGAGUUUACCAACGCCACGAAGCAUACGUGAUGAAAGACCCAGUAACUCUCAAAACGACCACAACAACGACAACGCCGACAACAUCGACAACUCAGAAUGGCGCAGCGUCGAAACGAGCGCCCCCUGCUCCGCCAAAAAGCGCCUCCUCCCCGCCUCCUGCUGAUUUUGACAGUGAUCGGGGUUCCGUUGAUUUUUUCGAAUUUACUGGCAACUAA
Molecule: messenger RNA, 948 nt
Organism: Oikopleura dioica
Lineage: Eukaryota; Metazoa; Chordata; Appendicularia; Copelata; Oikopleuridae
Source: the annotation of a GenBank genome assembly